CCUUAGCGAGCAGGAAGAUGAUAAACGAAACUAGUUCAACUCUGGCCGGCUCUGGAGGGGAGCGUCCUACUAGAAGACACCGGACCAGGAGAAUGGCGCAUUACAGGGCUUCAGACUCGAAGAGGGAGCAGUUCCGGAGGUACCUGGAGAAAGGAGGUGUUCUGGACAGUCUGACCGGUGUACUGGUGUCUCUGUACGAGCAACCGGAGAAGCCGAGCAACGCGCUGGACUUCCUGAAGCAGCAGCUGGGCGCCGCUGGGGAGGAGAUGGAGGAGACGCAGGCCCUGCGGCAGGAGCUGGCCAGGCUGAGGGAGCAGUGUGAGGUCCUGGGGGAGGAGAACAAGGACCUCCGCUCCCGGCUCCAACGCUACGAGCCCGCCCCAGAUGCCCCCCCCGCUGCCGAGUAGCACGCGACGGAACCCCACCAAAGUGCACAUUUUAGUUUAUUUUAUGUGUGUUGUGUUGUUUUAAAGCCUUUAAUUGGAAGGCCCUGUGUUUUCUACUGAGUGUUUAUUUCAUUGUUUCUUAACCUCAAGUUAUUUUGUACAGAUUGUAUGCAGGUCGUUUUAUAGGGUUCCACUGACCACGUGGUUCUGCCCUAGCGUCUGCUCUUUUGCGAGCAGAUCAUGAGCAUAAUUUCUAAUGUUUUGUAUAUCAAGCAUAUUUUGCUGUCCCUUCGCAUUAAGAUGAUCCACUCAGGAUGGGAUUCUGCUUCAUUUUCAGAAUGUAUGAUUAUCAUUUGUGUUUCUAUUGAAUGAUAAACAUUUACAAAAGUGAGGAUGUAUGUCAUAUGAAUAGUUCCUCUAAUGUGAGCACUAAGUAAUGUAAGGAAAUAUUGUUUCUUCACCUCAACAGUGGACCUGAUUGUUUUGUUGGCUCAAACCAAUAAAUGAUUGGACCAGA
Molecule: messenger RNA, 903 nt
Organism: Gadus chalcogrammus (walleye pollock)
Lineage: Eukaryota; Metazoa; Chordata; Actinopteri; Gadiformes; Gadidae
Product: c-Myc-binding protein-like
Exons: 5
Coding region: 18-407 (129 amino acids)
Biological process (GO): regulation of DNA-templated transcription
Cellular component (GO): nucleus
Molecular function (GO): transcription coactivator activity
Source: RefSeq, a predicted model, not a curated record